Molecule: messenger RNA, 712 nt
Organism: Rosa chinensis
Lineage: Eukaryota; Viridiplantae; Streptophyta; Magnoliopsida; Rosales; Rosaceae
Exons: 2
Coding region: 149-712 (187 amino acids)
Source: RefSeq, a predicted model, not a curated record
AGACGUUACAGUGCAACAAUGCAACAGUCUUAAAUAUAUUUUUCAAGUCUCCAUCAUAGCCGGUGUUUUUCAGCAGCUACAAAAGUUGAUAGUAAAGGAAUGUGUAGUGGAGGAAAUAGUUUCCCAGGAAGAGGGCGUAGAAAAAUUAAUGCCUGAUCAGUUCUUCCCAGAGCUAACAUGUUUGGAAUUUACAAGUCUAUUCCAACUUGAGAGAUUCUAUCUAAAGAUGCCUGCUAUCAACUGGCCACUCAAAACAUUAGUGUUGUCUGAUUGUCAGAAAAUGGAUAUCUUUACCGCGGAAGUUUCAGGCCUUCAAAAAACACAUGACUUGGGGAAUCUGCGUACUCGGGUUAAACAAUAUCAUGUUCUAUUUGAGAAGAGUUCAUUUUCCAAACUGGAAGUUUUGACCUUCGGCCCCGCGAACAUCUGGUACGGUCUACCUGCCCAUGAGAAAGCUCUUUUUCCUGCUACCAGUACAGAUGGGUCCCUUCCACAUUUGAGAACGUUGAGGGUACAUGGAAUGGAGAAGUUUAUGCGUCUCUGGGAGAACACCAAACCUGCAGCUGACUCAGCUUUUCCAAAGAUGGAAACUCCUGAGGUGAAGAAUUCUGAAUUGACUAAUCUAGAGUUGUCUGGAAUAUCCUUGCAGAAUCUAACAAUUUUAGAAGUAACCUUUUUGUUUUUAUUAUUAGUAGCCUUCCUGCACUCAUGA